GCUGUAUCUCUAACCGGGAAAAAAUAAAAAAGGUGAGAGUCUCUCAAGUUUCUCUGACACUGCUCUAUCCAGUCGGAUAAAAUAUAGGUUCCUUACGGUCGAGCUGCUCUGCUCUUGGACAAUGGCGUCCUUCUGCAACGCCGUUAUGGCUACCAGUAGCGACAGCAGAUGGAGUAUGGCGUCACUCCGAUCAGCUUUACCUUCCGUUCCUCCUCCCUCUUCCUCCGCCUCGCGGUGCUUCCCUCUCUCUGUAACGUUCCCCUCAUCGUCAUCUGGGUCAUACGGGCGACGAAUUUCUCAGGUCAAAUCCAAAUCGUCCCUCGGAUCUUUCAAUGGGCUUUCUCCUCAAAACCCUUUGUUAUUUUCGGGUGCGACCUCAGGCAGGAGAAAUCAAUUUAUCUUAGCUUUGUUGUUUAUUUAUGGCCAGUUUUAUGUGCAUCGCCAUGAUUCUGAUCCAUUUAUCCUGGUUUGUUCCUGGGUUGCCUAUAUUUCCGCUAUGUUUAUGCAAAUGUUAUUGAUUAAUCACCUCAUGUCAUAUGGCCGCAUCAGACCCCAGAGCAAGAGCCAGGCAAUUAGGAAGUAUGUUGAUAAGAUGAUUACAUUAGCAAAAGACGGUUCUCUUCAUAAGAGGAGACAAGCCCUUGGCUUUAUCUAUGAGAAACAGAUUGUUCAUGCUUUAUUUGCAGAAGUUCAGGACCGAUAUGGCGAAAGAAAUGGAGGCUACACAAGAAUCAUCAGAACCCUGCCAAGGCGGGGGUGAUAAUGACCUAUGGCUUACAUUGAACUUGUUUGCCUCUGAUUUGACAGUGGAUUCUUGCGAAAAUUUUUUGUAAUGUUCACUUAUGUUAUAUCUUGCUGCCUAAGUUUGUAUUUUUCUUGUAUCCCUCCCUGCCAGAACAAUUUAUCUCUGCUCUUAUUUUUUAUUCUCUGCA
This is a messenger RNA of Prosopis cineraria, 932 nucleotides long. RefSeq names its product 50S ribosomal protein L17, chloroplastic. Gene Ontology annotation, cellular component: ribosome; cytosolic large ribosomal subunit. The record is from RefSeq and is a predicted model, not a curated record. NCBI's taxonomy places the organism in Eukaryota, Viridiplantae, Streptophyta, Magnoliopsida, Fabales, Fabaceae. Gene Ontology annotation, biological process: translation. Gene Ontology annotation, molecular function: structural constituent of ribosome.